UUAACAGAGGUUAAGCAGACGGGUGCAAACUCCAGUGAGGAAGGGAGAGCUGACAGUGAAAGCAGACUGAGACAGAGAGAAAAAAAAGAGUACAGAGAGAGUAGGUUGUACUUGAAAGAUUAAUUUCUACGAAGCAGACCAGCCAGUACUUUGGGAAUUGUGUUUGUCCUCCUGGGAAAGCUGUUUGUGGCACUGUUACUGUCACACACAUACACACCCACACAAACUGGCAAUACAUCUGAGAUCUGAGGAAUUACUGACUAGGAUCCCUGCAGAUGACAUGCAGUCUGAGAAAAGAGUGGAGGUAUAUGAUCAUCUCAAUGGCUCACGGAUCAUUUUCUCAGAUGAGGCUCUACCUGGCAGUGGAUCGAGACAGAACUUCAUGACUCCGGAUAUACCCCAGGAUGUAGUAGUCAUCUCUCCUGGUCUUCCUACACCUCCCUCGAGUCCGAUACUCAACAGUUUAUCUUCACAGCAGAAGGUCGCUGAGGUCAAUGGAGGAGGAUUCCCAUCACAUACAUUUGGAUCUUACUAUGGACCAACUGAGACAAUUGUUGGACUAUCUAAUGGGGGAAUACGAAGUGGUUCUGAUACACUGCCUAAGACUUCUGGCACCCGGGAGGAGCGCUUAAUAAAGUUUUCUGGAAUAGGUCCUGUAGAUGAGACAGGCAUGCCAAUAGCAUCUCGAUCUAGCGUAAACAAGCCCAAGGACUGGUAUAGGAGCAUGUUCAGGCAAAUCCACAAGAAACCAGAGGAGCCUGAAUUUGACUGGCGAGAAAGGGAGCUGUCAUCAUAUUCUUCCAUAGAUUCUGCCCAGCAGGAUGGGUUUUCAUUCCCAAUCACCCUCAACCAGCAUGGAGCUCUGACUGACUGGGCUGAUCUGGGUGACACAGGGAAACAUCCAGAACCAAAGAAUAUUUUUGACUUUGAGCCUGGAAAGGAAGCAGUGGCAGAGGGUCAUAACAAGUAUCUAAGAUCUAAAUCACAGCUGCCUUUACAUCACACUUUAGUGAAACCUCAAUCUCCGUCAAUAGAGGCAACAUUGGUGUCAGAACUGAACCAAUUUGAGGCAGAGCUGGACUCAGAAAUACGUGGUUUGGAAAGAAAACUGUCACAGAAGCAGCAUCAGCGGCCAGGCCGGGGUGAGGCCAAAGCCAAUGCACCAGCAACAAGGACAGAGGUGAACAGACAAGAAAACAGCUCUCCCUUAAUCCCCUGCUCUGCUGUAAAGCAGGGCAUAACUUCAAGCUUUAUGCAUGCUGAUGAUCACAUAUCUUCAAAGAUGGAUUUUCCACCUAAAAAAGAAGACCGGAAGAGGAAAGCAGCCCGAGCCAAAUUUAAUUUCCAAGCACAGUCACCAAAGGAGUUGACCAUACAAAAAGGUGAUGUGGUGUACAUACACCGGCAGAUUGAUGCCAACUGGUAUGAAGGAGAGCAUCACGGGAGAGUGGGAAUAUUUCCCACUAGCUAUGUGGAGAUUAUUCCUCCAACAGAGAAGCCCACUCCAAUAAAGUCUCCCACCAUCCAGGUUUUAGAGUACGGAGAGGCCGCAGCCUUGUUCACCUUCAAUGCCGACCUGCCCGUAGAACUGUCCUUCAGAAAGGGCGAGGUGAUCUCCAUCACCAGGCGUGUUGAUGAUCAUUGGCUGGAGGGUCGUAUUGCUGGCACCACCCGCAGUGGAAUCUUUCCUAUCAGCUACGUCCAGGUCAACAAAAUGCCCCGCACUAAAAGCAGUGACGAUUUUCCAUCAUCUCCCACUCCUGAGCCUCUUAGUCCUGGCCGGCCACAGCAUUCCCCUCUGUCUCCCUUGUCACGCUCCCCUGAACCCCAGCUUUCACGUCACAAACUCCUCAGCCAAUCACGCUCCCCUCUGUCACAUGCACAGGCCACCUCUCCCAAACAGCCUACAAACCACUUCCUGUUCUCGCCUUGCACCACUUCAUCCACCUCACCUACGAGCAAACGGACAGGAUUGAUGCACCUUCACAAUACACCGGAAACAGACAGCAGGUCACCUGUGUCACCCUCCAGUCAUGUGCUCCAAUCCCUACAGGGCCCAGGAUUGCCAGCCAAGCAUGUCAGUCCAUACAUCACACAGGGUGCGGCCAGGACACAAUCUUCACAUCCCAACACUGUGAUUUCUUCCACAUCCCAGUCUUCUGUGAACAUGGGUCAUUUGCGACAACCGUAUAAAGCAGUUUACAACUAUAAACCCCAGAAUAGAGACGAGCUGGAAUUGAGAGAAGGAGACAUCGUUCAGGUCUUAGAGAAGUGUGAUGAUGGCUGGUUUGUAGGUACGUCUGAAAGGACCGAUGCUUUUGGAACAUUCCCUGGCAACUAUGUGGCACCAGUUUAAGAGCUUUCACCAACUUUUUCUAGCAAAUUCUUAUUCACUGACACCACAUGCUCAACCACUGCUCAAUGCAAAAUAAAGUCUAUCUAUACUGUUGCUGUCCACUAUACACAGAACUACUGUCCCACACUGUAAAUUCUGUACUUAAAAAAUAUCCCUCCUUCACGUCCUCCACUAAGCAUGUGCACACCUUGUUCCUUUAUUCUUUUAGAAUAAACUCAGAAGCUAAACACA
This is a messenger RNA of Danio aesculapii, 2587 nucleotides long. It is a transcript of the gene sorbs3, whose product is annotated as sorbin and SH3 domain containing 3. Lineage: Eukaryota; Metazoa; Chordata; Actinopteri; Cypriniformes; Danionidae. Bases 281 to 2356 code for a protein of 691 amino acids. The record is from RefSeq and is a predicted model, not a curated record. Gene Ontology annotation, molecular function: protein binding. The transcript is spliced from 21 exons.